AUGGCGACAGUUUUCAGCAGUUCGCUACUUGUUGACCAAAAAAGACGACUGGUUGAGGUUUUCCCAGAUAGUGUCAGAAUUCAAUGGAACAAAUGGGAGCUAAGAGGGUUGGUGGUUGUCAGCCUUGUAUUACAAAUAUCUCUAAUCUUCAGUGGUAACCGGAGAAAGUAUAUCGCCAAGAGAAGGAUCAGAAUUUUCAUAUGGUGUGCCUACUUGUUGGCCGACUGGAUAGCAACCGUUGCCCUUGGCCUCCUCGUCGACCGCCUAGGAAAUUCCGUUUAUUCCGGCAGCAGCUCCGGCAACGGCAACCGCAAAAACGUCUACGGAGAUCUACAGCUGAUGGCCUUCUGGGCGCCGUUUCUGUUGCUUCAUCUUGGCGGACCUGACACCAUAACUGCAUACGCAUUGGCCGAUAAUGAGUUAUGGUUAAGACACUUGCUUGGGCUUGUUGUUCAAACAGCUGCAGCUGUUUAUAUCACUCUUUUGGCAUGGGAAGAUACUCUUCUUUCAUUUCUCGCUAUUCCUAUGCUUCUGUGUGGGAUCAUUAAGUAUGGUGAAAGAACAUGGGUUCUGAUGUCAGCCAACCGGGAGCAGUUUCGGGAUUCGGUUCUUGCGGAUAGGGAUCCGGGCCCGAGCUAUGCUAAGUUUAUGGAGGAAUUCUGCUUAAAAGAGGCAGAAGGGUAUCAUGUUACUGCUGGUCAAGUAGAAGAGGGAAAUUCACCGGGAGAAGAUGUUGAAAACGCCAUAGCGAUCUCUAAUCGUGAUGGACUCAUAUUGCAUAUGGCGGAUUACUUCUUUGAAACUCUAAAGUUCAAGCGGUUGUUUGUGGAUCUCAUUCUUGGAUUCUAUCCACGAGAUGUGAGCCAAUCUUUCUUUGGGAAACAGGAUUACGAUACCGCCUUUGAGGUGAUUGAAGUUGAACUUGGAUUUGCUUAUGAUGUGUUCUACACAAAAGCAAUCAUCAUACAUACUCCUUUCGGUUUGUUUUUCCGUCUUAUCACUUCCUUCAUCACCCUCUCAGUGUUGUUGACUUUCGUCAGUUUGAGAUCAGAUAGCCAUCUAUACAUUGAUGUUAUGAUUACUUAUAUAUUGCUGAUAGGUGCUAUCUUACUAGAAGCAUAUGCAGCCGUAUCUUUGGUUUUCUCUGACUGGGCAAAUCUUUGGUUCAGUCAGCAUGCUUCCAAGAUCCCAUUGCUUUCCCAUUUAGUUUCGCCAAUCCAAUCUACGCAGAAAGGAAAAAGAUGGUCGAACUCUAUGUAUCAAUACACUUUGUUAGAUUUUUGUCUCAACCAGAAAUCAUCCACUUUUCGAGAAAUCUCGAGGUUCAUUCCUAUUCAUAAAAGACUCGAGAACUUAUGGGAAAAAUGGGAGAGUUUUCUCCAGCUGGAACAUCUCGAUAUAUCUCCCGAGCUCAAGUCUUUUAUCUUUGAUCACUUCAAGGAAAAAUCUGUCGACACAGAGUUGGAGCUUAAGAACUUGUUCACCUGUCGAGGAGCAGUUUCGCUACAAGCUCACAAAAGUUAUGGCAUGUUUAAGUGGACAGUUGAUGUGGAAUUCGACCAUAGCAUUCUCAUUUGGCAUAUUGCCACUGAUCUGUGCUACAACAUGGACAAAAGUAAAAGAGACAAAGAUUCAACUGGUAAAGAAAUCAAACCAGAAUGGGAUGAUCACAUGACAUACAGCAAGCAAUUAGCAGACUACAUAUUAUACAUCCUGGUCAUGUGUCCUUUCAUGUUGCCCAUUGGGAUAGGAAUGAUUCGAUUCCGAGACACCUGUGCUGAAGCCCUCGUAUUUUUUGAGGAAAGAAGCAGUGUGAGUAAACCUGAGGCCUACGAAAUGUUAGGACAAGUGAGCACCAAAGUCUUUCCGGCAAAAGUGAAGGGGGAUAGGAGUAAGUCGGUACUGUUUGAGGCUUGCAAGCUUGCAGCUUUGUUAAACGAGAUGAGUGAUACUGGCAAGAUGUGGAAGAUGGUGGGUGAUGUGUGGGUGGAGAUUCUCGGUUAUGCCGCUAGUCAGUGCAGAGGAUUUGACCAUGCUCAACAGCUUGAAAAGGGUGGAGAGCUUCUUACUCAUGUCUGGCUCUUGAUGGCACAUCUUGGCAUCACUGAACACUUCAAGAUAGAAGAAGGUCAUGGAAGAGUUAAGCUGGCUGUUACUUAA
Messenger RNA from Cynara cardunculus var. scolymus (artichoke), 2160 nucleotides. RefSeq lists its product as uncharacterized. The transcript is spliced from 2 exons. The record is from RefSeq and is a predicted model, not a curated record. Lineage: Eukaryota; Viridiplantae; Streptophyta; Magnoliopsida; Asterales; Asteraceae. Bases 1 to 2160 code for a protein of 719 amino acids.